AUGAUGUCUAAACGGAGUGUUGUUCAGAUCUGCGGCUUUGUCUUUUUCUUUGUCGUGGUGCAUUACGCUCACGGGGACCUGAGCUAUUCUGUCCUGGAGGAGCAGAAGCGAGGAUCUGUUAUAGGAAAUAUUGCGAAGGAUCUGGGCCUGGAGGUGGGCAGACUGUCUGCUCGAAAAGCUCGUGUUGAUAUGGAGGGAAGCGACAAACAAUACUGCGGGGUAAAUCUUCAGAGCGGGGAUUUAUUCGUUUCUGAAAGAAUUGACCGAGAGGAGCAUUGUGGAGAGAAGCCUUCGUGUGUUCUCAAAUUCGACUUGCUGUUGGAGAAUCCAUUGGAGUUACACCGGUUGUCUCUGCAGGUGCAGGAUGUUAACGACAACGCGCCAUUUUUCCCAAAGGAUAUAAUAAAGCUCGAAAUAAGUGAAUCAGCUGACAAAGGAGCCAAGUAUCGUAUCAGUGCAGCACAGGAUGCAGAUAUAGGCAAGAACUCAGUUCAGAGCUACAUUUUGCAAGAAAACCCUCACUUUGUUUUCAAUAUUCAGACGACAAGCGCUGGCAGUAAAUACGGUGAGUUGGUUUUGGAUAAAGAGUUAGAUCGAGAGGAGCAGCAGGAGAUGAAAUUAUUGCUCACAGCUGUUGAUGGAGGCUCUCCUCAGAGAUCCGGGACUGUAGUCAUACACGUCAUUGUACUAGAUGCUAAUGAUAACGCCCCAGUGUUCACUGAGAGCAUCUAUACAGCAACGAUAGCAGAAAACUCACCCAUAAAUACACCUGUGAUCACUGUGAGUGCAUCUGACGCAGAUGAAGGUGUCAACGGAGAAGUAACGUAUGAGUUUGGUCGAAUCUCUGAUAAAUCCCGAAAGUUGUUUUCACUGGAGGAGAAAACUGGAGUGAUCAGUGUUGCAGGAAGCAUCGAUUAUGAAGAGGGAUCCAAAUAUGAAGUUUCUGUUGAGGCUAAAGAUCGCAAUGGUCUCUCCUCAGAAGCAAAAGUGAUAAUUGAUAUUACUGAUGUGAAUGAUAAUGCUCCUCUGAUUUACAUAAAAUCACUGACAUCUCCCAUCCCUGAGAACGUGUCACCUGGAUCAGAGGUGGGCAUCAUUAACGUGCAGGACAGAGACUCUGAUAGUAACAGACAGGUCCGCUGCUCCAUUCAGCAAAAUGUCCCAUUUAAGUUGGUUCCUUCAAUUAAAAACUAUUAUUCUCUGGUGAGCACAGGACAACUGGACCGUGAACUAGUGUCUGAUUACAACAUUACAAUCAGUGCCACUGACGAGGGCUCUCCACCUCUGUCUUCGUCUAAAACUGUUCAGUUAUCUGUAGCAGACAUCAACGACAACCCACCUGUGUUUGAGGAGCAGUCGUACAGCGCAUAUGUGAGUGAGAAUAACAAAGCUGGCUCCACUUUAUGUUCCGUUAGUGCUCGAGACCCCGACUGGAGACAGAACGGUACAGUGAUUUAUUCUCUGUUAGGCGGUGAGGUGAACGGUGCCCCGGUGUCCUCCUAUGUGUCAGUAAACGGAGACACGGGGGUGAUCCACGCUGUGAGGUCGUUUGAUUAUGAACAGUUCCGGAGCUUCAAAGUUCAGGUGAUGGCCAGAGACAACGGUUCUCCUCCUCUCAGCAGCAACGUGACCGUGAGUGUGUUCAUAUCAGAUGUGAAUGACAACUCUCCUCAGAUCCUGUACCCCGGGCCAGAGGGCAAGUCGUUCAUGACCGAGCUGGUCCCCAAAGCUGCACACGGAGGCUCUCUGGUGUCCAAAGUGAUAGCGGUGGACGCGGACUCUGGACAGAACGCCUGGCUGUCGUAUCAGAUAGUGAAAUCCACUGAUCCGGGACUUUUCACUAUUGGUGUCCACAGUGGAGAGAUCAGGACCCAGCGGGACAUUUCUGAAUCUGACAGCAUGAAACAGAACCUUGUAGUGUCAGUGAAAGAUAACGGGCAGCCCUCUCUGUCUGCCACCUGUUCCAUGUAUUUACUGAUUUCUGAUAACUUGGCUGAGGUGCCAGAACUGAAGGACAUUUCUUAUGAUGAGAAGAACUCCAAACUGACCUCUUAUCUGAUCAUCGCGCUGGUGUGUGUGUCGACGUUUUUUCUGACCUUCAUCAUCAUCAUCCUCGGUGUGAGGUUUUGUCGCAGGAGAAAGCCCAGACUGUUGUUUGACGGAGCAGUGGCCAUCCCCAGCGCGUAUCUCCCUCCUAAUUACGCAGAUGUUGACGGCACAGGAACUCUACGCAGCGCUUACAAUUAUGACGCCUACCUGACAACAGGGUCUCGAACCAGUGACUUUAAGUUUGUGUCAUCGUACAAUGACAACACACUGCCAGCUGACCAGACUCUGAGGAAAAGUCCAUCAGACUUUGCUGAAGUGUUUGGAGAUUGUGACGACUCUCCUGAGGUAGGAAUAUGA
Molecule: messenger RNA, 2406 nt
Organism: Xyrichtys novacula (pearly razorfish)
Lineage: Eukaryota; Metazoa; Chordata; Actinopteri; Labriformes; Labridae
Source: the annotation of a GenBank genome assembly